Messenger RNA from Peromyscus eremicus (cactus mouse), 4755 nucleotides. RefSeq names its product major facilitator superfamily domain containing 9 (gene Slc67a2). The coding region runs from base 137 to 1519 and encodes 460 amino acids. The transcript is spliced from 6 exons. Lineage: Eukaryota; Metazoa; Chordata; Mammalia; Rodentia; Cricetidae. The record is from RefSeq and is a predicted model, not a curated record. Gene Ontology annotation, molecular function: transmembrane transporter activity. Gene Ontology annotation, biological process: transmembrane transport.
CCCGCGCUACGGCCUUCCUUAUGCGCAGGCGCACACCGAUCGCUUCCGCUCUAGGCGGGGCAAACUCUGGGCGUGCCCACCGCGGGGGCGUGGCCUGCAGGCGGCAGGGGCUUCCACCUCCCCGGCCCGCGCGGGGAUGGAGCUGGGUCUCCGUGGGCGCCCGGCCUCCGGGCAGGGGCUGGCCUCGGAGACCCCAGCGACUGCAACAGCAGCUUCCGGUGCAGUGGAUUCCCGCGGCUUCCUGUUAUGUCUCUACCUGGUAGGCUUUUUGGACUUGUUUGGUGUCAGUAUGGUUGUCCCACUGUUGAGCCUUCAUGUCAAGUCCCUUGGAGUGAGCCCUGCAGUUGCUGGAGUGGUGUGCUCCUCCUAUGGCAUUCUGCAGCUCUUCUCCAGCACCUUUGUGGGCUGCUGGAGUGAUGUGGUUGGAAGACGGUCCUCCUUGCUGGUGUGCAUUCUGCUCAGUGCCCUGGGUUAUCUCCUCCUUGGAGUAUCCACCAACGUGUUCCUGUUUACACUGGCUAGAGUCCCUGUGGGUAUUUUUAAACACACCCUCUCCAUCUCCAGGGCACUGCUUUCUGACCUGGUCACAGAGAGGGAGCGGCCACUUGUACUGGGACAGUUCAACACAGCCUCGGGUGUAGGCUUCAUCUUGGGCCCCAUGGUUGGUGGAUAUCUGACAGAGCUGGAUGGCGGAUUCUAUGUGACGGCUUUCAUCUGCUCUUCUGUCUUCCUUCUCAAUGCUGGUCUUGUUUGGCUGUUACCUUGGAGAGAAACAGACCUCAACAGCAAGGAGAAUGGUUGGACCUGGGAUCAGAAGCAAGCUACAGCACCCAGAAAGUCAGAAGGUACACUGCCGGGAGCAGCCGCCACCCCUAGGACCAGGAGGAGUGAGAAGGAAGUACAGAGGCCCUGGGUUGAGGUCAUGUCAGCCUUGAAGGACAUGAAGAGCCUCUUACUUUCCUCAUUGUGGGACGUGUUUCUUGUGCGCUUGCUGAUGGGGGUGGCUGUCAUGCUGUACUAUAGUAAUUACGUCUUGGCCCUGGAGGAGCGUUUCGGGGUCCGGCCCAAGACCACGGGGUACCUCAUCAGCUACACCAGUGCCCUGGGUGCCCUGGCUGGCUUCGCUGUGGGGCCCAUCCUACGGCUGUACAAGCACAACUCCCACAUGGUCCUGCUGCACUCUAGUGCGCUCACCUGCCUGCUGCUGCUGCUCUACUCCAUGGCCACCACCAUGGGUGUGGUGGUCUUUUCCUCAACACUUCUGUCCUUCUCCACCACCAUCGGGAGAACCUGCGUCACCGACCUCCAGCUGAGUGCUGGUGGGGCCCAGGCCAGUGGCACUGUCAUAGGUGUGGGCCAGUCUGUGACUGCCGUGGGCCGUAUCAUUGCCCCUCUCCUCUCAGGAGUAGCCCAGGAGAUCAGUCCCUGUGGCCCCCCAAGCCUAGGUGCUGCUUUAGCCCUGGUGGCUAUUUUAAUCAUGUCACUAAACAAACCUCAUUCAGGUAUUUAUGUAUUGUAGUCUUGAGGACCAAGCCCCAGGCUGCAGGAAGGGCUUAAAGAAAAAGCCACAGCAUUGCAUAACUAGACUUUUUCUAUCUGAGAGGAGAAGAAGAAUACACACACACACACACACACACACACACACACACACACACACCCCUAUUUUCUUGGUGAUUACUUUCCUUUAUUCUCAUGCUGCUCCUCUCAUGCUGGUACACUCAUAUUGUUCUUUCUUGUUGCUCCUUGUAUUACUACAUUGCUCCAUCUUACCAUGUCUUUUUACAGUUUAUAUAUCCCAACCAAUUAUUUCAGGCAGUGUAAGAAUCAUAAGGUCACAUUUCAAAGGUAAAGAUUGUAACUUCUUAUUUGCCAGGAACACCUGCAGCCCUCAUUUGGGGCUAUAGAGUCAAAUUAUUUUCUCCAGUCUUGACAAGUCAGAAUAUAUUUUCACAAAUUGAGGUCAGGAAAUGGGUGCAAGGACUUGACCAUUUUCCAGCUAGCAAUAAUUGGGCUGUCUUUGUAUUUACAACCUAGCCAGAUAGUACAGCUGUGUGUCCUUGCUGAACAAAAUUGGGAAUGUUUAUCUAAAAGACCAUUAACAAGGCACCUGGUCUGAUCUAAAGCUCCUUUGAAGCUUUGUUUCACCUAAUGAUAUACAAGAAAACUGUAACUGCAAUUCUCAGCAUAAAGAUCGACAGAAUUUGAGCGAGCCUGGCUCCUGGAUUCAGAUGUUAUUCUAAAUCAUAAAUCUGAGCUGUGACUUAAAGCAGUUUCUUAAGUGUGACUCACAAGCCUCGUGUAGCAAUAGGCCUAGCUAUGAAAUAUUAUUUUCAUUCAUCAAAAUUAUAAGACUUAAGGAAUGAUCACUUUCUUGACAAUCCACAGAUCACAAUGCCCCCAUUAGAUUGAGAUGCAAUCAUAAGAUAAACACACUACAAUACAAGUAGUGGGGGACUCCCCACACCAUAUACAGUAUAUCAGAUACCAAAGAUACAGCAGAAGCAAAAGCUGUUUCAUAGUCUGGAGUCUCAUGGCCUUGCCUAAAAUGAGAUUGACCCAUCAGAGAUUUUCCUCUUGGUGGACUGGCACCUGAACUUCAGCUCCCGCCUGCUGUACUUCUGACAUGGCCGCCAGCAGGGAUGGGAGUGAGAAACUAGAAGGGGAGUAGAAUGGAUUGGGACCACUUGAAGAAGCAGAGUUAGAACUGGGCCAAUGGGGGACAAAGACUGGUCAGAGGGCAUUUUAGAGAGGGUGUGUCAUUUCCAGAUGGCCAUGGCCAGUCCUCACCUGUACAGGGAUGCCAGCCAGACCACCAGAAGUCAGCUGCAGAUAGGAAAGCUUAGAUUGAGCACAACUCUGCCAGGGGGCUGUAUCCAAAGCUUACUCUGAUGGCUUCUCUUCCCACCUGGGCCAGUGAAGUUAACGUUUGCUACCAGGGGAAGGCAGCACGCUACAAAGAGGUGCCGGUGGUGGGAGAGCAACUUGGUAUGUGAAAGGAUGGAAGACCCAGAUGCAAGGAGCAGUGUCCCAUUGAAAAAUGGGUGCUAUGUUAAUCACAUGCUGGUCACCCCUCUGGAGGGCAGGUUUUCUGCUAAACCCAGAAACCAAAAGUAGCUUCUCUGUCAAAAUCCCAGAGACUGGAGUAGCUGCUUUACUUAAACCAACCUGUUUCAUUCUCCAUCAGUAAACAACUAGAUGCUGAGCUUACCCCUAGACACAGAUGGACAGGCCUUGCAAAGCCAGGUCUGGGGUUUUAAGCACCAGUGGCCAUAUCUCAUAGAGGGGAAGGAGCACUGUUCAAUGUACUAGUUUUUUAUUAAAGUAAAAGCUAGAGACUACAGUUUUUAAUAGCUAACUGGACAUGCCCCCUAAACUUACUGCUUACAACUGUGGUAUACCAUCUUUCACACCACUCAGAAGUCAGUCUGCACUAGAAGCAGCUUUCUGGGAGGCCUUCUCUACUCUCUGGGACUAAAUCACUUUGGACUUUGGGAAGAUCUGUGAUCUCAGAAGCUGGGCCUCUGAGGAAUUGUGUUAUUCUGAUGUUAAAGUGCUGAUAGUGAAGGGGAAACAUGAGAACAUUCUGUACAUAGAAAGGGUCAGGGCCAUCCCAGGCUGCGGAGAGACAGGCUGUACUGGGGCUUUUGAAAGCCAUUUAUUUGCUUUAUUUCAUUUGACUUUGGUGCACUGGGAGUGUGGAUGUGUCCUUCUCUGUAACUUUAAGCCACCACUCCACCAGCACCCAGGAGUGGCCCAGAAGGUAGCUUCACAGACUCACGUGGACCAGCCUUUGGACCACUGGGGUUACAUUGAUUGUUUAGGAGCAUUGCUUAGGGGCCGCUCUCUCACAAACAGCCCAAAUUCACAUUCCUUUUCAUCCUCUUGAUUAUUCCACUAGUAUAUGUUUUCACCCUAACAUAACAUGUAAUUGUGAGUGGCAUUUUAAUGCACUCGUAUUUCAUAACUAAUGUUUACUAUUUAUAAAUCAGAAAAAGGUGUUUCCGUAGUUUUAGGAGUUGUAGGUGGGAUAAACUCAAUUAUUUAUGACAAUUGAAAGUACUUUUUAUCUUUUCCUCUUUGGCUCCAAAAAGAAAAGUUCUCUUUUAAAGUGUUUCCACUGUGAAUUAAACACAGCAGCUAAGGACUCUUAAGAGACCAAAGCAUGGCAUCAUGCAGCAUCUAAAUGUCAUGGAGACUAGGCUCAAAAGGACAAUAAAUGAAUGAUUACCAUGAUGUAAUGAAGUAAGGUUUCAGAAGCGUUACUCCAAAGACUGUUGGCACAUUCAGAGAUGGUCAGUUUUCCUUACAAAUGCUUAUGGUAGCCAUAGCACUUAAAACCAUAGCACUUUAUUUUUUAAGUCAAACCUAUAAAAUUAAUGAGGCUUUAAAAUUAAUAAGACACAUGGAUAUUCUGGAAACCAGAAUAACCAAUAUCUAGAGAAACACUAUUAUCCUGUAUUAGUGACUUUAGUGAUUUGUUAAUCUGAUGGUUGUUUUUUGUUUGUUUGUUUUGUUUGUUUUGUCUCCUUUGGUAAAUGUUUUCUCACAUUUCAUCUUGUCUGGUGUCUCGUUCAAAUCGUGGUCCAUAGACCACCAUGUCCUGUCCAGCCCCAGCACAUUCCUGCUAGGGACCACUUUGAGGAGCUGUCUAGCUGAUCUGUUUACACAGAAAGCUUUGACAGCCACUGGGCUGGUGAGUGGAAUUUAUAUGUUUUAUGGGAUAAAAUCUCAGGGAAAUUAAAUUUUCUCAGUUAA